Molecule: messenger RNA, 205 nt
Organism: Puccinia graminis f. sp. tritici CRL 75-36-700-3
Lineage: Eukaryota; Fungi; Basidiomycota; Pucciniomycetes; Pucciniales; Pucciniaceae
Exons: 4
Coding region: 44-205 (53 amino acids)
Source: RefSeq, a predicted model, not a curated record
UUCAGAUUUUGUUACUGAAGAUUCAGCCAGAGAACUUGAACUAAUGAUUUUAUCACAUAACUACAAUAUUCUGCACCCAGUGAAGGAAGGAGGGAAAAUAAAAUCCCAAACGGCAAAGGUUACAGGAUCAAAAUCACUUGAAAAUGCUGAAGAGCAUAGACCCAAUGAUGAACUGUUCUCUUUCUUUGCUAACCACCAUUGUUGA